Messenger RNA from Malassezia sympodialis ATCC 42132, 879 nucleotides. RefSeq lists its product as uncharacterized. Lineage: Eukaryota; Fungi; Basidiomycota; Malasseziomycetes; Malasseziales; Malasseziaceae. The record is from RefSeq and is a predicted model, not a curated record. Gene Ontology annotation, biological process: transmembrane transport.
AUGUCGGACGGCGCGCCGCGCAGAAAGUACCCCUUCUGGCUGGGCGGCUGCGCCGCCAGCAUUGCGGUGUGCUUUACGCAUCCCCUCGACCUGACCAAGGUGCGGAUGCAGAAUUCGCCCCACAAGACGACAACGUUCAGGCUUUUGCGCGGCACGCUCGUGAAUGAGGGUGUGCGUGGCCUCUACAUCGGCAUUUCCGCAAGUGUGCUGCGCCAAAUGACAUACAGCCUCACGCGUUUUGCCGCGUACGAGGAGAUCAAGCAUAUGGUCGCCCCCCACUACAGCGGGCCUGAGGCCGUGCCUGUGUGGCUCAAAAUCGCGGCGGCCGGUAUGGCUGGUGCGGUUGGUGGCAUCGCCGGCAACCCUGCGGACGUGAUUCUCGUGCGCAUGACGAGCGACAUUUACCGCCCUGUGGACCAGCGCUUUGCGUACCGCGGCGCGAUACACGGCAUCAUGCACGCUGUGCAAGAAGAGGGCCCGUCGUCGCUCAUGCGGGGUCUGACGCCGAAUGUCGUGCGCGCCAUGCUGAUGAACUCGAGCCAGCUGGCAUCGUACGACUUUUUCAAAGAGCUGCUCGAGUCGACCGGCUACUUCCAUAAGGGCACGCUCACGCACUACCUGACGUCGUCGCUGCUCGCCGGGACGGUCGCCACUACGAUCACCUCGCCUGCCGACGUGAUCCGUGCACGCCUCAUGAAUGUGCGUGGCUCUGAGAGCGGCGUGCCAGAACUCAUGAAGGCGCUGCGCCGCGAGGGCCCCAUGUUCCUGUUCCGUGGCUGGGUGCCUUCGUGGAUCCGUCUCGCGCCGAACACGGUCAUUUUGCUGACCGUGCUCGAAGAGCUGCGGCACCUCGUCGACUAUGUGCGCGGCGACCGCUGA